Messenger RNA from Annulohypoxylon maeteangense, 1742 nucleotides. Its product is annotated as amidohydrolase. The record is from RefSeq and is a predicted model, not a curated record. Lineage: Eukaryota; Fungi; Ascomycota; Sordariomycetes; Xylariales; Hypoxylaceae. The transcript has a single exon. The coding region runs from base 206 to 1564 and encodes 452 amino acids. Gene Ontology annotation, molecular function: hydrolase activity, acting on carbon-nitrogen (but not peptide) bonds.
CUUCAGGUUCCAGGAAACUUAACCUUCUACUCACCCCUUCUCAUUUGUUUCUUACCCCUGAGUAUUGUACCUUAGACUUUACUGUACAACCAUACCUGUAAUUGUCUCUCUCCUUUCGACGGAGUUGACGUUCAUAGGUGCUACUAGGUAGUCCCUAAGUGAAUCAUUUGCAACUCACCCCCGCCCGCAAUCUGCGUAUCAUAAGAUGGCGAGAGUAAACUCCGCAGUGCAAAAUGAAACCACGUCACAAAGUACAAGCAAGGAGAUCACGAUCCUUACCUCUUCACUCUUCAACUCGAAGCAGAAACGUUUCCUCAAAAACAUAUCCCUCACAAUCGACACAAGCACCGGCCUAAUCACAAAAUUAGCACAAACACCCCCAUCUCACCAAGAUGACGUAGCAUCCCACCCUACCACAAUCGACCUCCGCAAUCUCACCGUCCUCCCGGGCCUAGUCGACGCCCACACCCACGUGUUCCUACACCCAUACUCCGAAGUCUCCCCACUAAACCAAAUGCGGGACGAAAGCUUCGUCGAGCGCAUCGUGCGGGCCACGAACCACGUCAAGGCCGCGCUGAUGGCAGGCUACACCACGUACCGCGACCUCGGCACCGAGGGUCUCCGCGACGCCGACGUCGCGUUCAGAGACACCAUCAACCGCGGCAUCAUCCCGGGCCCCCGGCUGCUCGUCGCAACCGAAUGCAUCGCCUCAAGCGGCGGCUACGAAAGCCGUCUAGAAAACAGCCUUCCGGGGAUCGGCGCCACAGCCCCGCGUCUCUCGGACCCAGCCGACGGCGUAGAGGGCGUUCGCGCCGCGGUGCGCAGACGUCUAGGCGCCGGCGCCGACAUCGUUAAGUUCUACGCGGACUACCGCAAGCGCGUGCUGCGGUUCCCGCAACCGGCUUGGCCGGGCGGAAAACAGAUCUGCUGCGCGCCGCCGUCAGAGGACAUGCUGAACUCGCAGCGGAACCCGAACGUGGUGCUAUUCACGCAAGAGGAGAUGAACGAGAUGGUCGUGGAGGCGAAGCGCGAGGGCGCUCCUAUCGCCGCGCACGCGGGGGACCCGGUGGCGGUGGUGAUGGCGGCGAAGGCGGGGGUUACGACUGUGGAGCACGGGUACGUGCCUAGUGAAGAGGCGCUGGUCGCGAUGAAAGAGAACGACACGAUUUUCGUGCCGACGCUGGCUGUUCUGCGGGGGUUUCUGGGCGAGGAGAGGAUGUUGGCGGUGCUGGGUCAUGCGAGGGCUGCGUUUGAGCGCGGGAUUAGGAUUGCGGCGGGGGGAGACACGGGGGCGUUUGCGCAUGGGGAGAAUGUGCUGGAGCUGGAGUUGAUGGUGAAGGCUGGGAUUCCAGUGCUUGAUGUCUUGCAGGCGGCUACGCUGCGUGGGUGGGAGGCAUGUGGUGGGGAUCUGAGUGGGCGUAGGUUUGGGGUUUUGGACGUGGGAUGCUCAGCUGAUAUUAUUGCGCUUGCUGGUGAUCCGACUGAGGACCUUAGUGCGCUUCGGAAGGUCAGCUUUGUGAUGAAGGAUGGGGUGGUUUAUAAGCGUGAUGGUAACGGGGUUUAAACAGCUCGUUAGAUGAAUAAAAGGAACAGGUGAGAAUCGGUUAAUUGUAUUAUAGGUCACAUUGUGUGUGCUUAGGUAAGCUCAGCUGCUGAGUCCGAGCCUGUAUUUAAUAACCCUGUUUGCAGAGGAUUGUUAGCGGAAGGGAUAAUUUAACUUAACCCGAGUAAGACUCCGAGAA